UCUCAGCGCCUCUGUCGGGUUCCUGGGAUUGGGAAAUCGGCCUCGUAACCGGGCAACUGCUGAUCCACCGCUGUCCGUGGCGGAUUGGCCUUCAGAGUUAGUCCGGGCUCUUCUCUCAACCGCCGCUAGCGUCGUAGCCAAGGGCUCCACUCCCGUUGCCAUAGCAGCAGUACACUACCCUUCCCCCAUUGCCUUUCUUCUGAAACAUCCCGUCCCUCUCAGGACCAACAUCCUCUCCUCAACUGCUUCUAGUUGAGCAGAACCAGAGCCUGCCCCCUGUCGUGAAGGGGGAUUGGGACAAGGACUGAGCUUGAUCUUCAGGCAGGAGAAAAGAUGUCAGAUGACGAUGAUCUGGAUGAGUUUGAGCCAGACCAGGAUGAUUCUGAAAAAGACGAUGAUGAGAAGGAGACAGAGGAGUGGGAAGAUGACAGGAAAGAGGGAGAAGAAUUUUCUGAGGAGUGGCUGCCCACCCCCCUCACGGAGGAUAUGAUGAAGGAAGGGCUUUCUUUGCUUUGUAAGACGGGCAAUGGACUGGCUCAUGCUUAUGUGAAGCUGGAGAUUAAAGAGAGGGAGCUGACAGACAUCUACUUGCUGCGCUCCUACAUCCAUCUGCGCUAUGUGGAUGUUUCUGAGAACCACUUGACAGACCUGUCUCCACUUAAUGGCCUAACCCACCUGCUCUGGCUGAAGGCUGAUGGCAAUCGGCUGCGGACUGCCCGGUUGAAUGAACUGCCCUACUUGCAGAUUGCCAGUUUUGCCUAUAACCAGAUCACUGACACUGAGGGCAUUUUUCAUCCUCGUCUGGGAAGCCUGGAUCUCAAAGGGAACCGCAUCCACCAUGUGACAGGUCUUGAUCCCCAGAAGCUGAUCAGCCUGCAUACAUUGGAGCUUCGGGGGAACCAGCUGGAAAGCACCACAGGAAUCAACCUCCCUAAGCUGAAGAACCUCUACCUGGCCCAGAACUUGCUGAAGAAGGUGGAAGGCUUGGAGGAACUGACUGGUCUCACCACUUUGCAUCUUCGAGACAACCAGAUUGAAACUCUGAGUGGCUUCUCUGGGAAAAUGCAAUCACUGCAGUACCUCAACCUGAGCAGGGGCAACAUGGUGACAGACCUGGGGGAGCUGGCCAAGCUUCGGGACCUGCCCAAGCUGCGAGCCUUGGUGCUGUUGGACAACCCAAUCACAGAUGAGAGUGACUACCGCCAGGAGGCCCUUGUGCAGAUGGCACAGCUUGAACGCCUGGACAAGGACUACUUUGAGGAGGAGGAGCGGGCUGAAGCCAGUGAGAUCCGUCAGAGGCUGAAAGAAGACCAGGAGCAGGAGGCUGAGCCUGAGCAUGACCUGGAACUGGACCAGGCACUGAUGUAGCAGCAGUUCUUCUGGCCUCCAAAGCUAAUCAAAGAUGUUGGUCCCUAAACCUGAUCAGUUCCAGUGAGGGGCCACUGCACUCAGACCCAGGAGAUAAAGGAUGCUUUCUUUUGCCACAAAUCUAGACAUUCAUCCACAGCCUAAGGCCCGUGGCUCUGUACCAGUAACCAGGGCAGGGAGCAGUCCUCAGCCAGGUGUGGUGGAAAGCGGGCCUGCGUGCCCCCUGGGAGUUCAGGGAAGGCUGGCUGGGGUGUUAGGACAGUUAAAUUUUCCA
Molecule: messenger RNA, 1642 nt
Organism: Nycticebus coucang (slow loris)
Lineage: Eukaryota; Metazoa; Chordata; Mammalia; Primates; Lorisidae
Gene: LRRC23
Product: leucine rich repeat containing 23
Exons: 8
Coding region: 334-1368 (344 amino acids)
Molecular function (GO): protein binding
Source: RefSeq, a predicted model, not a curated record